Toxorhynchites rutilus septentrionalis is the source of this 21793-nucleotide messenger RNA. It is a transcript of the gene app, whose product is annotated as palmitoyltransferase app. Gene Ontology annotation, cellular component: Golgi apparatus; endoplasmic reticulum. Gene Ontology annotation, molecular function: protein-cysteine S-palmitoyltransferase activity. Bases 1200 to 3329 code for a protein of 709 amino acids. The record is from RefSeq and is a predicted model, not a curated record. Gene Ontology annotation, biological process: peptidyl-L-cysteine S-palmitoylation; protein targeting to membrane. NCBI's taxonomy places the organism in Eukaryota, Metazoa, Arthropoda, Insecta, Diptera, Culicidae. The transcript is spliced from 10 exons.
GUCACUUCGUCUGAUUGUUUGUGUUGUGUUCAAUUCAUCAUAUUUCUGCUACUAGUCAAUUGAUUGCAGCCUGAAAUUUACGCUCUCGAGUUCGAUUCGAUAUAGUUCGACGGAAAUGUAAACGUUGGUAACGACGGUAAUGAAAAUAAUUCGAUUCCGAACAAAAAACUGUAAUGAAAUGCUGCUGGAAUGUUGCUUUUUAGUAUCUGAAGAUUUAUCGUGCGAUAGGUUUGAAGGGAAAACGGAAUUUUAGUAUAAUGAGAAGUGAGAUUAAAAUCUCACCGUGUAAUGAGCAUUCAUGCAUGUGUGUCAGUUAACACAGAGAAAUGUCACAUAAGGAACCACUAUUGGAUGGAGAAAAAAGUAAAAGGUGUUUCCAAAUAAAAUUCAUGUGAUGAAGUGUCGUUUAGUGUGAAGAUCGGGCGAAAUUCGAUGAUUAGUGUUUGCCUAAUUGUUUUGCAGAUUUGUCUAAUCACAAAACAGUGCACAACGUGAAAAACAGUGUUGACAAUGUGGCCAGCUGUUACUGAAAACCGACGAAUGAACUAAUGUUUUUGUGUGCUCGCUGAAAAUAGGGUGUAUUCUGUAGAAAUUUCAAAGUGAUUUGAGAAUAAUGCUAAAGCAACUGGAAUCUGAAAUGUCUUGUACAUAAGAAACUGCUAUUCAUCUUUCGGAAGGCUACGCUACAGGAAUUGUAUCAUUCGUACAUUGAUUUGAAGUCGUCAGUGAAUCCCAAUUACAACAUACCUUACAAGCACGGAAAAAACGUUCUCCUCAAAUCAUUCUACUUGAUUUUGAAUUAAAUUUAUCCGCCAUGCACAGGAUAAGACGACGAUAUCGCAAAAAGAUUCCCCGCUGCAGCUCUGGACACAAAUGAUGCGAUGAGAUAACGCUGCAAAUACAUCCUACCUCCUCCCAGAUACAUAGUUCAGCCCGUUGCAAGCACAUAUAGAAACCAACUCUAAAUGAUAAACCGAUACCAAACCAAACCAUUCGUCAAAAGAUGGUUUCUUCGAGUCAAAUAUUAGCGCCUAACGUAGACAAAAGUUACGAUCAUCGCCGGACAAAGCUUAGAAAAAUUUUUUAAUCUGAAACAAACCAAGAACCAGCUGUGGGUUUAAAACAAACUACAGGAUUACGUGGUAUAAGUACAAAUUUAGUUAGGCACUACAAUUUUUGACGAAUAUAUCAUAAGAAUCAUGGCACCGAGUCAGAAAGUGACAAAGAAGUGGGAAAUAUUCGCCGGUCGGAACAAAUUUUAUUGUGACGGGUAUCUGAUGACGGCCCCCAAUUCCGGGGUAUUUUAUUUUACCGUUGUGCUAAUUACAGGAACCAGUGGUCUAUUUUUCGCUUAUGAUUGUCCCUUUCUGGCGGACCGGAUAACGCCGGCGAUUCCGAUUAUCGGCGGCAUUCUGUUUGUUUUCACAAUGAGCUCUCUCUUCCGCACAUCAUUCAGCGACCCUGGCAUCAUUCCGCGAGCCUCCCAGGACGAGGCCGCCUAUAUUGAGAAACAAAUCGAAGUGCCAAAUUCACUCAACAGUCCGACCUAUAGACCUCCGCCACGAACCAAGGAGGUGUUCGUUAAGGGACAAACAGUAAAACUGAAAUAUUGUUUCACUUGCAAAAUAUUUCGGCCUCCGCGAGCUUCCCACUGCAGUUUAUGCGAUAAUUGCGUUGAUCGGUUCGAUCAUCACUGCCCCUGGGUCGGAAACUGUGUUGGCAAGCGAAACUAUCGCUUUUUCUAUAUGUUUAUCGUCUCUCUCGCCUUCUUAGCAGUAUUUAUAUUUUCUUGUACAACGACACAUAUAGUUUUGUUAUUCAAGGACGAGGAUCAGUUUUUUGACAUUGUCAAAAAGACGCCGUUCAGUGUGAUAAUAGCCGUAGUUUGUUUCUGUUCGGUGUGGUCUGUGAUCGGCUUGGCCGGCUUCCACACCUAUCUGACAACCAGUGAUCAAACAACGAACGAAGAUAUCAAAGGUUCCUUCACUUCGAAGGCUGGUCAGCAAGCAAUUAACCCCUAUUCACAGGGCAACAUUUGUCUGAACUGUUUUCAUAUUCUAUGUGGCCCAAUCACUCCAUCGCUAAUUGAUAGGAGAGGAAUUGUGACGGAUGAAUAUCGAACACAGAUGCAAUCUUCAGAUAAAUACAAUACCGCUCCGGUGCCCCCGUUGGUGGUGAUGCAACCGGGAAUAGAUACAUUGAACAAAUCGUACAGUUUAGAGAACGAUACGCAAAACACCAACAUAGGUGUGUUUCGACAACGAAGCUACGAUAAUUUGCAGAAUGCGCCGAUACCGACGAAUUUCAAGUAUUUUGCUCCGCAGUCCAAGUAUAAUAACCACAACGAAAGUCAGAACCAGCUUGUUCCACAAGUUUCACCAGCGGUUUCUCAGAAUCAUCGAACUAAUCAUUCACUGCAGGAAACACCACAAAAGCAACAGCAGCAAAUUAAUAUAAACAUAAAUCUAACUUUGCCCAGGUACCCUUAUCAUAAAAAUCGUGCAAUCAGUAGAAAGUUAUCUCACGACCCGCAACUGCACGAUCAAUCUAGCAAGAUAUUCUACUCUAAUUAUCUACCCUAUCAUGAUCACUCGAGUACCAGCAGCUUGAACAAUUGUAACGCACCGCUUCAUCAGAAUGUGCCGAUGGAUUCGUCCUCUUCCUCUACCACUACGAUUUCCUCGACAACUUCCACAACUUCCUCUCUGGAGCAGAGCAACAUGCUACAGUCUGGUUCGUCAUCGUACCUCAACAGCUAUGAUACGAUUUCUGACCAGCAUGCAAAUUCUCUUCCCCAUACGUGUCCGAGCAGUCCACGGACACGUUGCGCUAGUCCGAAUUGUAGUGAAUUAGAUCCAAUGCUUCAGAAAACUAAACAGUAUCACCACAAAAAUUACAAGCUUUACAAGAAACAAUACCAGCAACAACAACAGCAGCACCAGUACAAUCAGGUGCAGCCUCAGUUUCCACAUUCGUCCGGAACGAACCCCAUAUCUCCACAACCUUCGUUCAGCCAAUUUAGCCCUAGCUUCUGGAGUGCGAAUAGCAACAGAAGUAGUGUUAUCAGCACCGGAACGCUGGGUUCGAUUGGUUACGGCGGAAAUGGAAGCGGAGGUGGUGGUGCUCUCGGUGGGGAAUGUAAUGGUGGAGUUGUUAAUGGGGGAACUUAUCAGAAUUACGGCAAUGGCAGUGCAAUACAAGGAACGAGCAGUAGUAGUCCUUAUGCACAACGUCGUGCGGAUUUGCAGCGAUUUUCCAAUGUAUACGAGUACAAGUUCAACAACUUUGAUCUUAAUUCGAUACACGAGGACACCACCAAUGAAACAUAACACAUAUUGCAUUUUUAGUUUUGUAAUUUUUUAUAAGCUUCGAUAAGGGUGCGCUUGAAUGCUUAACUAUCUGUGGGACUCUUACUUUAUGCUGGCUUAGAUUUUUACAUAUUGGUCGUGAAAUUGGCAUGGGUUUCGUGUUAUAUUCAAAUGUGGAUUGCGAGGAAGAAUAUAUAACUUGCUAUGAUCAAACAUAUGUACAGUUUAUUCAACAUUCUGGAUCAUCAUGUUGUCUUGUCAUAAACAUUUUGCCACACCUUACAUAGAAAAAGACAACUAGCUAUACGGUAUUCUCGAGCUUUGUCCAUACUGCUUGUUCAGAAGAAGACGUUCUCUGUGGAACUUUUGCCGUCUCAACGUAUGCAUUAACUAGCGUCAUUUAUUAAUACUUAGUUGAGAUUUCUUAAGCCAGAUAACACGCCUUGAAUGUAUUCCGAGGGGCAAUUUCUUGAAUACGCGUUACCACAGUGCAAGUGGAAGGAAAUUUCUUUGACGAAAAAUCCCCCGGCCAGAACGGGAAUCGAACCCGAACACCCGGUAUGAUAAUGUGAGACGCUAACCACUCGGCCACGGGUGCACAUUUUUUGAAACUCUCAGGGCAUAAAUAAACCCAUAUUAGCUAUAUUUUUGCAAAGUUGUUUUUUUUCGACCUCCUCUCCUAGGCUAAAUCCCCACACCUUAUACUUAACACUACCCAUUAAAUCCUGUGCAACACUUGCGCCAUCUUUUUUACACAUUUUCAUCCACUCUUUCUUCAAAUCCUGGUCGUUUUUAAUCGCCCAAUUUUUUUCUAUUAGAAGAAGUUCUUGCGAGAGGCAUCCUUCAGCAUAAAAACAACAUGGUCGUCUUCGUACCGCUUUCGUGUAAAUACACGAUGCCAGAUCCGGCCAAAACAGAGUGUCACCUUCGUGGGACGGGAGGAAGGGCAGCAGGCGCUUUUGAAGGCAUUUCUUUAUAUAUUUGGUCGUUGAUGGUGUACGGCUUGCUGAAUUUGAAUUUGCCGUUUCGGUUAGGUUCUUUCCUUACCUUGAAGACCGCUUCAUUGUCUGCUAGACGAACCAGACGGUAGGAUUAACCUUCUUGGGCACGUCCCGAACCGACAGGUUUGGAUUGCGCUUGAAGCUAUCCUUUACCUUCCUUGCCUUCAUGGUCGUCUUUGCUUUUCUUCCACUGCCAGCUCGCCGCUGGGUUUUCUGGGUCUACUUGAACGAUUUUACCACACGGGAUACGGUCGAACGGUCGAUUCCCCACUGUUUCGCAAUCUAUCUGUGGGACUGGCCUGGAUUUUAACACACCGCGCCCAUAUUUUUUCUGUCGAAGCACUUCUUGCUUGGAAGUCGUCUCGUUAACCAUUCGACAAAUUGUGUCGAAAUUUUACACAUGUAAACAUUGCACUCUAAACUAGUAUUAUCCAAAAUUUCAUCAAUUUUCACUCAUGCAAUAAAAAAAGUUAUACACAAAAGAAAGUGUAGCAUUUUUUCGAGAACAAUCUUUAGUUAUAUCAGUCUUCUCUCGGUGAUUGGUUUUGAGUCACCUAGCUUGUUCACUAAGUACUACGACUUUUGCAUGGAUAUAGUACAUCAACUCACAUGAACCCACGAAGAGCAUAUUGGAUCAACCAAUUCUUUGACCUUUGAAAUAUGCCAUUUACCGGUAAUUUUGAGUAAAGUGUACAUAUCGUACGUACAUCGUACAUCAUGUAAACGUGAUGGGGAUUGUCCAGCUGACUUCCUCAACAUCUUCAUGGCACACAUUGAAGCGUUUCUAUCACGCCAAAACUCUAGUUUUACUCAGAGAGUAAUUAACGUUUAUUAUAUUUAAUGAAAAAAAUGAAAGAAAUCAUUCAUCGUUAUUUCAAAGAAAUUCUCUCACUUUACUAGUGAUAAGCCGGCGUACUUCUUCUUCAGCUACGGUCUUGGUCUGCUUGUUCCACCAAUACUUCAUCUGACCAAUAUCGCUGGUGAUUGCUCUCUUUAUCUUCAUUAGUAUUUAGGCAUUGGACGAAAAUGGGGACAAUUUGGUGGAUUCAGCAGCUUUCGUUUGUUGAAGCACUCUAUAUUGUAUACAAUCUGUCCAACUUCUAUAAGACCAGGUGAUGAUCAUGCAGCUCUGUGAUAUUGUAAACAAACAAUGCUUCAAUUUAUAUUCUAGUGUAUUGGUAUUGGUGACUACCAUACACUGCAUGAUUUUCAUAUGUGUGUGUGCAAGCACUGAGCGUAAACGAAUGCUUUUGUAUUUUUCAAGUGUCAAGUUUCUAUAAGACCAGUUACAUUUUUCGUUGUUUUAGUUGUUUUGAUCAAUAAAUCUGGAAAAUGAUGAAGGGAAAAGUGCUGACGGAUAAAGAAGAAAGACAAUUCUAUUUCAUUUCAUGUUGGUAUCAGAGGAAUCACUCGUCGGAUUGGACGAUACCAUCAAGAGGUGCUCGAUUAGUUGACGAAUCUUCAAGGAUACUGUAAGAAGGAGAGAUCUCCAUGUAUAUCGAAGCUCUCUGACCGGCAUAAGCGGGAAAUAGCUAGAACAGCUUCGAAUUCUUCAAAAUCGCUUAUGCAAAUGAAGCAUUAUUUCAAUUGAAAUGUUACUCAGGUCACAAUUCGUCAAUAUUUGGUAAAAAAUCCUCACAUAAAGAGGGUUUAAAAGGUUAAAGCUCCUCAUCUUACACCAUCCCACAUCAGAAGACGUCUGAGUUUUGCCAAAGCUCACAUGAACCGACAGUGGGGCAUGGUAUGUCAUGACAAAUAAUGUUUCCAAAAGAAUACAUUUUGCUAUAUACCAUAACGAAAAGUUCUUCAAUAUAUAGGUUAUCUCCAGUGAUGAAAACAAGUUCUAUUUGGAUGGUCCUGAUAGUUUUAACGGGUAUUGGCGUGAUUUACGUAAGGAGGAACAUUAUUAUUCAACCAGGAAUUUUGGUGAAGGCUCGUGCAUGGUUUGAGCGGGAUUCUGUGCAACUGGGAAGCUCAAGAUAGCUUUCACAUCAUUCAAGGAUUACAUACAUGUUCUGGAAUCCUGUCUCCUACCGUUUUUGUGUUGAUAUCGUCACAAAAAAUCACAUCACAGCAAAACAAUGCUACUAUUCAUGCCAGCAAGGAAACUAAGCAAUGGAUUAAGGACCAAAAACUUAUUUUUUUGGACUGGCCGCUCGCUCUCCAGAUUUGAAUCCUGUUGAAAAUCUUAGGGGGGUCCUUGUACGCAGAAUCUACACUGAGGGAAAACAUCAUCACGAUUGAAGAGCUCAAGGUCGCAAUUUCGGAAACAUGGAAAAAUAUCGAGAAAUCCGUUCAGCAGCAUUUGGUAAAUAGUACUCCAACACGAAUUUUCCAGGUUAUUAGUCGAAAUGGCAAGGUUGUCAAUUAUUGACAUGUAAAUCAGCCGAUUGUUUUGAAUUUUUCAUCGAUAAUACUUAUGAAUUUUGAAAUGGUCUUAUAGAAACUGGACUGCUGAAAUUAUCAUAUUUAAGCACAAUAAAUAAACAAACAACUCGUUUGAACAAAAUGACAUUAAAUGUACUCUAUUCUGAGCAUUCAACAAUGUAUGUCUUGUUGAAAUUCUAACUGUUAGUGUUGCAACGAAAUGUGCUCCCUUGGUCGAGUGGUUAGCGUCAUAACUAACAUGCUGGGUGUUCGGGUUCGAUUCCCGUUCUGGUCGGGGGAAUUUUUCGUCAAAGAAAUUUCCUCCGACUUGCACUGUGAUCACGCGUAUUCUAGAGCUUGCCACUCAAAAUGCAUUCAAGGCGUGUUAUUUGGCAUAGAAAUCUCAAUUAAGUACUAAUAAAAAUGACGCAAGUAAUACUACGUUGAGACGGCGAAGUUUCUCUAGGAACGUUAGUGCCAUUGGAGAGAGAGAGAGAGAGAAGUUGCAACGAAAUAGAAUCAGGGUGGACUUAUAGAAGUUGGACAGAGUGUACUCUCGAAAUCAAGGUCUCGUUCGAUAUAUUUUAUACAAAAAUAAACGUAUUUUGUAUGCAUUUUAUACAAAAAUAAACGAAUCUACUAAGGACCUUUCUGUGAGCAGGUGCCUUGUAGAAUUUCACCCUGGGAUUUGGUUCAAAUUGGUUUUCGCAGUUUCGUCACAUCCAUCGCGUUUCGACAGCACCUGGUCGAAUUUGCUGCAUAGUACAACGAUUAGCAUUCAGUUUUCCGCCAAAUCUUAAUCAGUCACUCGCGCCACAGUUUUUUUUUUUAUAAUCCAACAAUUUUGCCGGCUCCCAAGUUGACACUGAUGGAACUUGAAGGUAUCUGUGCUCAAUUAUUUUUUAUAAUAAUCAAUAUCUCGGAAUCACGUUCGUCUUAACGUCUUAAGUGAUUUCACUACUCUGCUGAGCGUUCUGGCGCCCUAUGUUAUGAAAGUACCAACGAGUGAGACUUUAUGUUGUACAAGAAAGGGUUAAACUGCGAAAAAAUAGACCGAGCAAAUUUGUUUACAAACAACAAAACGCUGCCAAGAGCAUACAUUGACCACUGACCACUGGGAGCGCUGCUAUCGCCAAAAUUAAGUGGUUCAUUUCUAAAUGAUAUGAGCUUUAGAAUCGUUCCUCAGCUCUGCCGUGAUCUCGCAAAGUGUCGCAAGCGCCAAUAUUGACAUUUUACUUUUUGUGUUAUAGAUCGAUAAGGAAUACCAAAUCCUUUGAAACGGCUGCUAAGUUUUACAGAAAUGUGAAAAAAUGACCCCGUAAAAGCUUGAAAAGGGAAUGGGGUAAGCGCCAUUUCCACUGUGAUGUGGCGCAAGUGCCAUUUCUCUUUAAUGUGAAGUAAUUUGAUUAUGAUGCGAUGUGAUUUUUUGAUCUGUUCAGAUGGCAUAAAAUGAACGAGCAGGGACAGCAAAUCUCACAUAACAUCUUCCGUAAUGGAAUUUUAGCAUAAUGAGAGUCAUAUGCCUUCUUUCUUGUAAAAAAAAAACACUUUCGAAAAGCUCGUCAUGCCAAAUAUUUCAAUCAAAAAUAGUCGAUCCCCGUGCAGUGCUACAUUUAUAACAGCAAUUUUGUUUUAGAACUACAAAUUAUGUACUUAGAGACUCUGUUUAAAAGUCUCGUCAAAUAUUUAAAUUCAAACUCAAACGUUGAAAAUUCAAAAAAUCAAACUCAUGUUGAAAGAAAAAAAAAUAUCCUAGAUUGAAGUGUAUUGUUGUUCUCACAUAUUGCACAUUAUGAUUGUAACUAAAUAGUUAAAACUCAUCAAUUUAAUUGUUGAUUGCAGGGAUCUCCCAAUAGUGUACUUUAUCGUCACAGAGCAAGGGACAAAGCUUCUUGACGAUGUUUAUUUACCUCACCUGCCAAUUUAUCUUUCGGAUGGAUUGAAACUGAGUGUUGAUUGAAUGGUAAAUGUCCGAUUUGGUGAACAGCUGCACUCUUCUCAAUUCCCCAUCGAAACGCAUCUUAUAACAAACAUAGCUUAAAUAAACUGCAUUUUGUUUUUCCAUCAAUUGUACACAAUUUGUACAGAUCAGACUUUCGUAAUAAACGUGUAUGCUGAUUAUACAUGCAAUUUUGCGAAAAGUCUUGUACUGAAAAUUCUUCCCUCUGGCACUUGCGUCAAUUUGCGAGAUUACGGCAGAGCUGCCCCGAUCCUUAUCAAGUUUUUGAAAUGUUGUUGUACCAAAUAUAGUUGAGAAUAUUUUGGAUAUGGACAUAUCCUAAUUUAGGGACUAAAAUAUCAUUUGAAAACGACUCGUAACGUAUGAUCGAAAUGUAGUAUUCGCCAAAAGUUGUCUGAAAAUUUAUUUUUUGUUCAUCUCUAUUCUUUUUUUUACAUAUUCUAACUGAAAAAUACUGACCCAACUCACUAAAUUAUGGCAUGUGGUGUAUAUGGGUUAGACUUCUAGGCAGAAUAUGAGCUAAAUUGACUAAGAUCAGAGAUUAAUUGGUUAUUCCAGACUUUUAAUUUUGAUUCUCAGAAUACAAUUGAUUUAAAAAAAAUUGUUUGUCUUGAACUACGAAUCGUCUAAGUAGAUAUUAGUGUAUACAAUUGUUACGGCGAGUAGAACCGAGAAAAUAGGUCUAAGGUCCAGCUGAAACUUUUGUAUUUUUCUUCGUUCGAGCAUCAACUGAAUUAUCCAUGACAUUAUUCGGGUGUUGUUUUUUGAAUUCAUCCAGGAAUUUAUGCUUUAGCUAAAUCGAAUUUCAUGCUUCCAGACGCCAGCUGGCAAACGACGCUAUGGAGUUUCUAUGGUAUGAUUUCAUACUUCCUAAAGCCGGAAGCUGGCUCGUAUGUAAUGCUAGUGCCCCCGAAAGUUCACUGAUAGAGCUCCCGAUUCGUUGCAUUCUUAAAACUCACGAGAACUUGCCAUCAUCUUGCAUCUUAUGUGAUGUAAAUUUCUCUAUUGUGAUAUUUAUUUGGUAGUGUAAGCAUUGUUCCAGGACACGCACUUUCUUCGGCAUUGUCUCUGCUACGUCCCGGCACGUACUGACUGGAAUAGUAUACUCCUGGAUUUGUUUCACAUUUCUUCUUAAUUCCCUGAUUUCACACGGAUUCGACCAAGUUCGCUUUUGUUUUAUGUUGUUGAUAUGCGAGAUCUUCCUAUUGUUUCAAAUAAAGACGAACGACCGGAAGUUCUUAUUGGGCUGUUUUGAACCAAUUGAACUGUAUCAGAAUGUUUGUCAACGAAUCGAAUAUUAUCAGUAGAAGGGAUACGCUCAUGGUGCUACCAUGGAUGAACUUAUCACUAUUUCCAUGUUCAGUUCGUUGGGGUGCUCCCUUGGCCGAGUGGUUAGCGUCAUAACUAACAUGCCGGGUGUUCGGGUUCGAUUCCCGUUCUGGCCGGGGGAAUUUUUCGUCAAAGAAAUUUCCUUCGACUUGCACUGUGAUCACGCGUAUUCUAGAGCUUGCCACUCAGAAUGCAUUCAAGGCGUGUUAUUUGGCAUAGAAAUCUCAACUAAGUACUAAUAAAAAUGACGCAAGUAAUACUACGUUGAGACGGCGAAGUUCCUCUAGGAACGUUAGUGCCAUUGAAGAAGAAGAAGAUGUUCAGUUCGAUAAACAUCAUGAUAAUUAUGAUAAACAUGAUUACUUUGACAGUGCAGAUAUUGUGGAAAAAGCUGUCGUGCGAGCUGGUUAACCAAGUGCAUUCACUCUAAAGCGGACUUUACACGGUCAAUAUUAUUGACAAUAUGAUCACAUUUGAGAGCAUAAUGACAGCUGAACAUGGCCGACGACGCAGAAAUCCGGAUUUUCCGAUUUUCGAGCAUCAAUAUCGUGACAUUUCAUAUGGAUGCAUGAUUUUGACGUUUUACCUCACGGACUUCCAGACUUAGUUGCCAGAUUUGCAAGCGGACAUUGACUUUUUGUUAGUCUUUUUUGCGAUUGCAAUUAAAAUUUAUAAACUACUGAAAUUGUGGGAAUCAUAAAUGAAAGCUUUUGGUUUGGAAAAAAACAACGUUUUUGGAAUUUUUUAACGUUGAACUCGGUCAUUCUUUGCGCUUUGAGCGGGUUGUGUGUUUCUUCUAACUCCGCUAUAAAAUUUGGAGAAUGAGAAGAUCUGGGAAAAUUACAGAUAAAAAACAUAAUGUGUUAAUUGAAGCUACAGUAGAAUUCCGAUUAUCCGCGGAAAAGUCAGGCAAACUCACCGCGAAUAACGAAAAUCGUGGAUGACCCAUUAAAGGACUAAAAAAGAGAAGCAAACGCGAAAAAAGAUGUUUCAACAUAAAAACUAUGUUUUAUCAAUACAGAAAUCAUUAAACUAUCCAUUUUAUAACGUCGUGUACACCCGUGGCUAAAUAAUGUCAAAGUCUUGACCACAACAAAAGAGCAUGGGCCUACCACUCACUAACACAUUCCGGAAACGCCAAUUGAUUUACUAUGGAACUCGCAGUCGCGAAUAAUCCACAGGGCGGAUCUCCCGCUCGCGGAUAAUCAGGAUAAUUUAUGGAAUAAAAAUAUUUGCUUGCAGAUAAUAUAACAUGCAUUUAUUUUCGCAAACUAAAAUAAUCUGGCAUCUCUGAAACUGAAAGGAACAGUCUGUAUUUGUGAAGCGAGUACCGUUUUGUCUCAAAUUCCGAACACUUAAGCCUUGAUGGCCACUAAACAGUGUCUCAUCACUCAAAAUAGUCGUUUUUCGCGAAAUUAAUUUGAUUUUUGGAUACAAUAGAGCCUUCUUUUUCAUUUCACUUAAAAAAAUUGAUGUACAAAUAUAUUUUCAUGGUCAAAAAUAAAAAAUUACAUUAAUCACAUUUGUCUCAAAUUCCGAACAGCAAAAAGGCAAAAAAUUCACAACUUUUAAACUACUGGGCUGAUUCGGAUGAUCGAUAUAUGAAACUAAAGCGAAUUAGCUAGUCUUUGAUAUUAUUUUGUUUUCGUAAUUAUUGGUUGUGUUCAUUUUUAUUAAUUUACAUGGUUUCGGGACCAAGGGCACCAUAUUUUUUUUAUAUUUUUGCUUGAAAGUUGAGCAUUUUUUACAUAACAUAUCCAAGAACCAGAGAUGUGUUUUUUUAUCGUUUUUGAGUUAUUAUUUUUUAAAGACAUGAUUUAGUCUUCGUUCGAUAUUCCUAUGCGACUAGACGAGAUCUAUACGAAUAGGAUUCUUUUAUUUGCAAAUUCAAUAUUUUUUCAAAGAAGACUAGCUCAUUGACUUCAAUUUAAUAUGCCCAUUAUCCAAAUCUGUUCGGUAGUUCGAAGUUAUGAAUUUCUAGAAACGUCAUUUUUGGAAAAAAAAGGGAAAAAGAUUUUUUAGAUCAUCGAUUAACGUUGAAAAAUUAUAAUUCAAAAACGAAAAAGAGCACAUCUCUGAUUUUUGGAUAUGUUAUGUAAAAAAUCAUCAGCUUUCAAGAAAACAUAUAAAAAAUACAGCGCCCUUGGUCCCGAGACCAUGGAAACUAUAAAAAACAAAUACAGGUGUAUUAUCUUUUAAAAAAAACACCUAACUGGCUUUAAUUUGAUAUGUCGAUCAUCUGAAUCGGUCCAGUAGUUCAAAAGUUAUGAUUUUUUGAAAAAAAGUUAUUUUAGAAAAAAAAAAUGAAAUCGGACAACCACUAUAUCGCGUUGGCAUGGAAUGGCUGUAUAAUCGAAUCAGUAUAUAAUCGAGUCCGACCUGUUACUUUUUAUUGUAGAUUCUUACUUUUUCUAGCAGUUAAAAUGAAAAAAAGCAAACAAAAAAGUUGUUUGUUUUUUAUGCAAUUUGCUAACGCAAACAUUUUAUCUUUGGUUUUGACUGUCACUUUUCUGUAAAUGUUUAAUAUUAUUAAUUAUAGGCUGUAUCAAUGCCUGUAAAUGAUGUUAAAAUGUAGCUUAUAACUCAAAGAAUGUCAGAGCUUUCAUUAUUCAAUUAUUUAUAACUUUACAUUUAAAAAUGAAGUGUUCGGAAUUUGAGACUGUUCGUAAUAUGAGACAAAACGGUAUUAUGAUGUGUUUUUGAGGAAACACGAAUUCUUAAGUGUAAAUUAUAAAUGAAUAUUAAUUUUUCCGAAUGAAAUUAGUAUUUUUUGUGAAUGCAAAUCACAUUUUUUCUGCAAGUGGUGAGAAAAUCCCAUACAAAAAUUGAAAUUGACGGUAUAUUAUAAUGAUAAAUUUUAGUAGGAAUAUCUGAAGAUUCAGAGGAAAUAGGUUAUGUUAGGGUGUUAGGACUACUUGCUUCAAGUAAUUAAAUAAUACAAAGCAUAUAUUUUCAUUCAAAUUUUAACAAUUGAAAAUUGCCUUUUAGCCUUCUAAUUUGAUGGAGAAUAGUUUGGAUCCCAAACUCGAAUAUCAUCACUAGCCAUCGCGGAUACUUUCGUUGUUCCGGGUUGAGGGCGAUAUUAAUGAUUGUAAGGUGGCAAAAUAUUGAUUGAGGUUAGAUCAGAUGUCGAAAGCCUAGCUGUCACGAUAUUGAAGAUCCUUAUUGUCAAUAAUUUUGAUCGUGUAAGGUGCCCAUAAGGCUAAAUUUGAAAUGAGAAACUAUAAUUCGGCAAAAUUUCUGCAUGGGAGAACGAAAGCCAUCCAAUCCAUUCAUUUAUGAAUUAGAACACAAUUGACCAUCGAGUAAUCUAACACCAGCGGACAGAGAUGAAGAAACGGAGACACAUGUGCUGCAUCAUGACAUGAUUGUAACGGAGCCCGUUUUCGACGAACAGCGUUUCUCGAAUUGGAGUCGACUGAUGCGUACCGUCGCACAUGUCGAACGCUGUUUGAGUAAUCUGCCCGACAUUCUUCCAAAAAGGAUGUAAAGUGACGAACCAACCAGAAGUGUUGAAAGUCAAUGUAAUACAGAAAGAAUAAAAAAAAGGUCUGAGGCGUGAGAAGGAAGGUCGAAGUCGUCGAAGGUUCCUGUCGACGCAGUGAAGGCAACGAAUUAGCAACAACUACUGACCAUCGCAAGGGUAAAUAUAAGAGCAAUUAAACAACCUCUUCCGAUGGUCGAGUUUCAGAGAGCAAAAUCUUCGUUGUGGAAGAUGGUCCAGAACCAGGAUUUCUACAAUGAGAUGAGAGUACUGAAGAAAAAUUUGGAUAAAACGCCUGAUGCUUUGCUGGAGAAAAUCAUACGCUCAAAACGAUCAAUAAGAGAACCAAAUGGAAGAAGAAUGUAAAACCAGGUGGUGAAUGGAUCAAUCCGGAAGUGUUGGAUCCAUUGAACCAUCGAGAACGUGAUACCAGAUUCGGAUAGAAGUAUUUGACAAAAGAACGUGACAAUUUCUAAGGAAUUGCUAGAAAUCCGUGAAAGUAGAUCCGGUUCGUCCAAGGUACCGGACUCAAGGGCGUGGGAAAUAUCAACACCGCUGGGCAACCGAUCUAAUGUGGGAUUUGAAGUGUCAUACGUGGGUCGGAUAGAAUCGAAGACAUGAAAACUAAAACAAGUCAUUUACAGAGCUGAACAUGGAAAACUUAUCACAACUAAAUAUUUCUUGAAAUUAAUAUCAUGCUGAAACACCUUUGUCGUUCGUGUUUGUAUUUCAUUGUUAGUCCUUUAUUGCGUUAUCCGCGAUUUUCGUUAUCCGCGGUGAACUUUCCCGACUAUUUCGCGGAUAAUCAGGGUUCUACCGUACUUUGUUAAGAAUUCUGCUGUUGAGAUGUUUGAAUUUAUAUCCGCCUAGAGUACUUUAUCUGCUUAAAACGAAUUAUCUCAGGUUGGUGCAAAGUUAGCAGCAUCUGAAGAGGUACUGCUGUCGUCCAUCCGCGGAACCGAUUCCUGUGGCUUCACGUAGCUUCGGGUCAUGAAGGCCAUUCGAACGAAAUGUUUUCGAUCGUUCUAGGAUGACAGCAAUAUCUCACCUAGCUUUUCCAUUUGCUUAAUAUGCGUGUCUUUAUAGCUCCGGCUCAUUUUCUCCCGAAAUAUUUCUGAAACUGGCGUUUAAAUACCUCAGGUUUGAUUGUUGUCGAGACUUUGUACCACCUUGAUAAGUACAUUACAUUAGAGAGUAUUUCUGCGACCAAUCGCGGCAUUGAAAGUGUCAAAUUCAAAAGGUUUGUUUGCGUUUCUUCAAUAUCAGCGCUGAUAACUUAUUAUGUCAAAUUCCCCCAGAUUGUGGCUGUUUUGUUUAUUACGUCGCUGUAUAACAUAUUGGAAAUUAGGAACGAAACUAUUUGUUUAGAUAUGCAUAACCAAAACUAGGGACUUAUCAUUAGGGGCUUCAUUAACAUCAUUAUUUGAAAACGACUCUCAUGAUCGAAAUGUGGUCUUUGCCAAUGUAGUACGAAGAAGUUAAAGUAAUUUUUCACUAAACACUACUCCUUAUUUCAUGAACUAUAGCGUAUGAUGAUGCCUUGUGAAUUUUAUAAACGUUAAUAUUUAUAUGUUUUAAUUGCAACACUUGAGCCUCUGUUUUUUAACAAAAAUAGUCCAAAAAAGCUACUAAAGCUUUUUUUUUAUCCAAAAUAUAUAUUUUUAUUAAGGCUCAUAUGGCGUCAGCCUAAAGGAGCCGGGAGUUCAAUAUUUCGACAAUGUUUGCUUACAACUAUGUUAGUAAUAUGUAUCCGAUUACUCGCGGUUGGCUCGAGGUUAGUAUUACAAGUGUUCUCAUAAUUGGUAUGUUGCAGUCUUCGAUGCUCUGUACGUGUGCCCGACACGGGAUACUUCCUAUUGGGAUGCAGCUGACCAUUAAUCAGCAACGCCUCCCUAGUCUGUACCCCAUAUCUAGCGUGGUGCGUCUUUCUCGACUCGAGGAAUCCAGGAUAGAAUGGUCACUAGCCGGCGCAAUCAUCAGCUCGUGUAGAGUUGUCAUGAGCGGUACAACCUUUGACUCUUGUUGAAUGAUCAGUGGACUGCAUAACCUUUGGCCCGUGUAUCUGUAAAGAGUGUGUGUAUGUAUUGCCGCGACUAAGUAAAAGUUUAUCGUUUGGAUAGGAGGGAUAUGAAACGGGGACACAACGAAGGAAACAUCAUUAAAUGUUGACAUCGGCGUUUCUGAGGAACAGGUAUAGAUGAAGCAGAAGAUCAGGAUCACGGCUACCUAAGAUAUCCCGGACGGGGAUAUCCGAUUGUCUGCCUUGUGCUCUCAGUGCUCUAGAGAGCUGAGAGCGAGCAGAAUGGAACCGGAUACACGACCAGACAACAUGCUCGAUGUCGUGGUAGCCAUCGCCACAAUCACAAAGAUUGUUUGCUGCGAGCCCAAUGCGAUAGAGAUGCGCGUUUAGGUUGUAGUGAUUGGACAUAAGCCGAGAUAUCACGCGAAUGAAAUCACGACCUACAUUCAAUCCCUUGAACCAUGCACUCGUCGAGACCUUAAGGAUAAUCGCGUGUAACCAACGACCGAACUCAUCACCACCCCACAUGCGCUGCCAUCUUACGAGCGUAUACUGACGAAGAAUGUAGAAAAAUUCAUUAUAAGCAAUUUGCCUUUCAAAAAGUGUGCCUUCUAAAGCGCCCACCUUAGCUAGCGAGUCCGCUUUCUCAUUCCCCGGAAUCGAGCAAUGAGAGGGAACCCAUGCUAAGGUAAUCUUGAAUAAUUUUUCGACCAAAACACUCAAUAGAUGUCUUAUUCUUGUUAGGAAAUAAGAUGAGCAUUUAUCAACUUUCAUUGAGCGGAUUGCCUCUAUUGAGCUGAGACUGUCUGAAAAAAUAAAAUAGUGGUCGAUGGGCAAUGUUUCAAAGAUCCCUAAUGCGUAAUAUAUCGCACCCAGUUCAGCGACAUACACGGAACAAGGAUCUUUGAGUUUGAAAGAGGCACUGGAUUUUUCAUUGAAGAUGCCGAAGCCAGUGGACCCGUUUAUGAAUGAACCGUCAGUAAAGAACAUUUUAUCAGAUCUAACUUUCCCAUAUUCUGCCGAAAAUAUCGGCGGAAUAGAAUCGGAGCGUAGGUGAUCUGGGAUUCCAUGGAUUUUUUGUCGCAUGGACAGAUAAAAAGCUUGUUUCAGUUCCAUUUUGGUCGCAUAAAGUAGGACAUUUCUCAGCAUAGACAUGAGGUAAAAAGUAGGGAAGGAUGUCACUUAGAGGCGAAUGAACUGCAAAGUUUAAAGCCUCUUAAAAACAAAGAAGAAGAAGAAGAAGGAUGUAAUUUUGUAGGUUUGAGGGAAAAAAUACAUGAACAUUAUCCACAUUCUUUUCGUGUGGGAAAAAAUACAUGAACAUUAUCCGCAUUCUUUUCGUGUGAUGCAAGUUAUCAUUUUCUGCACAGUUCUGCAGGUAACCGUAUUUGCUACCUUGUUCCACCACUUUUCCAUUUGAGCUGGUUUUUUUAUGGUUUUGCCACAUUUCUUGAGCUUGCCUUUGAUAAUUGUCCAAUAUCUCUCGAUGGGACGAAAAUCUUGACAAUUUGGUGGAUUGAUAGUUUUUUUUUCAAUGAAAUCGAUCUUGUUCUUGACGACACUUGACGACAUCCCGGUUGUGAUGGUCGCUUUCCGAGUCAGGCCAGAGCUUCACCGGCUCUUCGUGAUCGAAAGAAUGGCAAAAUUCUGUUCUGAAGAUACUCCUUCUGUAAAAUGUGUCAUUAAUUGUUGUCCCAGUGAUGAAAACCUUUGUCUUCUUUCCACAAGUACAUAUUCCUUGCAAAAUCAUCAACUUAUGGGCAACUUUAUUUGCGUGAACCAGUUUGAUGCUAUCCGCUACACUCCCUUUUAGGUUUGGCAAGGUAAAUUUUUUUACCGGCUAUUUGUACGAAAUUCAUUUUUACAUAUGCUUCAUCGUCCAUCAAAAUGCAUCCUGUGUAUUUGGUCAACGAUUACUCGUACAGCUUCCUUACACGGGUUCUAGCAACCAUGUUUUAUUUCAGCGUCAUGUUGGGAUGUUUGUCUUUUCUCCAGAUCAAUCGAGUUCUUGACAUGAGUGUGCAGAAUUUUUUGUCACCAUUCGCGUUCCAUCCUCGAUAACUUUUGAAUGUGUUCCUCAAUCUUGAUAAAGUUUUCACUACUGAAUGAACAAAUCACUCGGAUCAAAACGCUGUCGAUGGUUUCUCGAUGUGACAACGAGGGACGCUGCAGUGAAUAAAAUGAGCGACCAAAUCCUAACUGAAACACACUUUACUUCAUGGAAAACAAAAUAUUAGUGAUUAGUUAUAAACGUAAUUUUUUAUUUACAUAGAUGUAUGACAAAUUAUUGAGGCGUCUUUUGAGAAGAUUAUUUGGGAUUCAAACAGAAAAAAAACAUCUAAUGGUUAAAUGAUGAUGCAAUAUCUCAAACAGUGUUGAGGUUGCAUAAAUCUCACAGUGUUUCAUAAACCGCAUUAUACGCAUACCGCACGAAAAUUCUCUAUUUUCCAUUACGUUCGAGGAGUGGUUUUCUUUGGAUGAUUCGCGCGAUCCACAUGUCCUAAUAACACGAAUACAAAUUGGAUUGAAGGAAACAAAAAGCAAAAAUUCGCCAUUUAGAAAGCUACAAAAAAUUACAAAACCGCUAAAAAUACAAUUUGUGGUUACAAACAACACAAUGAAAAUAGUUUAUUAUGCCAAUAGUAUUGUUAUAAUAGCGGUGACGACAUUGGUAUUGUUAUUAUUAUUUCUAUUGAAAAAGUUGCGUUGUUCUUAGCGUGUCCUUGCGAGAUAGCCUUUCCCCUUGAUUAUUCGAUAAGCGACGAGUAUUUUAUGAAUGUGGACAAUAAUCAAAAAAUAUUGUAGGGUAUACCAAUGGUAGAAUUAAUUUUCUCCUUCAGUCCUGCACCAAAUUUCCCUGAAACUCCCGAUAUAUUGCCGAUUGCCGGUUCCAAACGAAGCCUUUUUGGGAUGGUUAUUUCGAAUAUCUUUUUUAACAUUGGUUAACAUGACUAGAAGAAAAAGGCUACAAGUACUGCACUGAAUUGAACAUAACCAAAGCACUGUAACAGUCUCCGAUUCAGCUGCAAUGAAGAGAACCAAAGUCUUAUGAAAGGAACGUGGUCGGAAAGAAUAUUCGAAGUAUGUGAUUUAUUGUCUGGAAGAAAAAAAAAUGCCUUAUGGUAUUUAGGAAUGAAGAUCUUAGAAUGGAUUAAGCUUCAAUAUUUUUUUCCUGAUAAAAAAAUAUCUCAAUAGAUGAAACAGACAAAGUUUACUUCAGAAAUUUUUAAAUCUUCAUGCAUCUUUAUUAAAACUACGAAUCGAAACGAGCAACGUUCUUAGAAAUCUGAAGAUAACUGAAGUAAAUAGCAAAUAGGAAUAAAAUAUGUUGAUAGUUUUUAUUUAUAAUGAUGAUAUUAAAAUCGAAUUCGCAACGAUUAGUUAAGACAGUCGAUGUUAGCGAAGACUAAAAAUGUGCACUGUCAUUCUUACAUAGUGAGCUAGGAUACUCAGCAUUCGCGUAGAUCCUUGUUGCGUUUUGUGAUAUUCUAAUGUGAGAAAAACAAGAAUAAAUUAUAAUUCAAUUGUAUUUGUUUGUUGAAGAAAACCGUAGUGAUUAAAUUGGCGCCUAGCGUGUUUGCAAUAAAGCUGAACUACGUUUUGUAGAUUUCAUGAAGUGGAGAUUAUACGGAGGAAGACGUAAGAUGAGCUAUUUAUUUUCUCUAUGAUAUUUUUCUGUAAAACAAGUGUUAAACAAUAUACUGAAUUGUUUAUGAAACCAGACAAUUAAUAAAAAAGUGACCAAAGAAUAAGAUAAUUUAAUUCAAAUCAAGGCUCAUACGAAAUCCCAACAGACAGUGUUGUAGUAUUAAUUACUAAUUACCUUACUGAAUAACCAGAAACGCGGGUGAGUGUUCGCAAAUUUUGUUUUACUUUUUUCUCCAACUUAAUAUGGUAACCCUUGUGUUACAGUAAAAAAAUGCUCAUAAAAGUUUCUCUUUCAUAUUUGUUUAGUUUAAUUUAUUACUUUUCUUUCGUUUCGUUGAUUCAGCAAUUUGCAUCCCCAAACUAUUAAAAAAUAUCACUAAAAAAUAUCUUUAAAAAUUAAAAAAAUAUCACUGUUACCCGGCAUGUAGUUGGAGCUGUUCUGUAUUUAGUCCUAUGCGUAUAUGUAUGUUCCGUUCAAAGUUAUUGCUAGUUACACCUUUCAUCCAAUCGUUGCAUUAAUUAUAAACCAAUGGUAUAACAAUAUCAAUUUGCUCAACAAAUAUGGCGUCCUCUCUAAAAAUGAAUCGGUAUAUUAGAUGCUUGUAUUUUUCUGUCAUAUGUGAUUGAUCGAAUCAGAAUCUAAGAAUACAUUGGGAAUCCAUUAAUACUCAAUAUCAAUAUCAUUGAGCAUCUUCUGAUUGGUCUCUUCUACAAAUUUGAAACUUGUAAUUUGUGGUUUGUAGUCUCUAUAAUAGAAAAAAAAAUCAACCGAAAAAACGCGAAAAUAUUGCCAUGAAAUAUUAUGAAAAAUUAAAAAAAAAAUUAUGGGGGUUUCGAAAAAAAAAUGUUGAUGCCAAAUGUCUUAAAAUUGCAUGAAACGUCGAGAUCUAGUGUCAUAUCGAAAUUCGUUUUUGUCAAAAAUCGGUAUUCUGGGACUUUUUUUCCGGAGUACGAAACGAAAAGUAUAAUUUUGGGUACCAAUAAAAAGUUAUCUCGAUUUUUCAUUCGAAACGGAUUUGUUUAGUUGGCAUUAUCCAAGUGUCUUACAAACGACCUAUGCAAUGAAUUCGAAAUUUUCUCAUCACGUCUUUUGGCAUCCAACAGCUGGGACCAAGUUAUAUCUGAGUCACUAAAUUUUUGAGCAAGAAGAUUCGUCUUGAGUAGCCUGAAUUCGUUGUCCAAGUCUUACAAUUCAAAGGAUUAUUAUUACCUGCUUUAACGAAUUGAGGAAAUUGGCGCAUCAAAUCAUUAAGGUUUGGUAGCUUGGCGAAAUUUUGUGGGUUUAUCAAGGCCGUGGUUUUGAUAACCGGAUUGCUAAAAUCAAAUCGCAUUGAAAUCUGUUUCACGAGUUCAAUAUAGAAGUCACGCCAAAUCGAUUUGAAGAUCAGAUUCCUAGCUGCAUUCAAUCCUCUUUCAGCUCCUUCCGCAUCAAUACAACCGUUAUCAAGCUUCUACUGAAAGUCUUCAAAAUUUUUCACAUCAAUUUCAGCAUCAGCGAAUUGUUGCAAGUAGCUCUCCAAACAUAAGGUACUAACAUGAUCAGCACUAUCAUUUUGGUCUCAUUACAAAGUUCGCAAAAUUGAGAACUUUCUGAUUGAAAAGUGUAAUUGUCGCUAUUGAUGAGCGGUAGAACAACGUUUAGAAACAGCAUAAUCAGUAUACGAUUGGCGUAUUGAUUAUGGUCAUACUUAACUUAGAACGAAUAGAAUAGCUCUUAAAAUCGCUCAAUAUUUCGCUUAAAAACUGCCUCCAACGAAAGCCAUUCGUUGCGUUGCGUUCAACAUUGUUAUAAAUCAAGGUGUCUAUGUAUGCACUGUAAUAAAUUCAAUAUUUAAAAAUGAAUUUCAAAAAAUCUGUAAAUUCUGUAUUUAUGCUGAAAAUCUGUAAUUCUGUAUAUACGGAUUCUGUAUCUAAAAUUUGGCGAAAAAUCUGUAAAAUACAGAAUAUUCUGUAUAUGUGGCAACCCUGCCCAAAACCAUACUUUUCGUUUCGUACUCCGAAAAGUCCCAGAAUGCCGAUUUUUGACAAAAAAAAAUUUCGAGAUGACACUAGAUCUCGUUUCAUGCAAUUUUAAGAUAUUUGGCACCAAAAUUUUUUUUCGGAAAACCCGAUUUCCUUUACUCCCCCCUUGGGUGAUUUCUCGACUUUCAAAAAACUCAAACUUUGACCGCUUUGCGCCACUCUUCCAUAAGUCCGAUUAAGCUGAAAUUCGGCACAGGGUGUUUUUUCGAGGUGGUGAAAAUUUUUUAUGAGGUAACUUUUUGAAAUUAGAGAUGACCAUUUUCAUUGGCACCCUAGUGUUCACACUAUGCUGAUGUGCCGUGAGCGAGGUUUUGGCGAAUAGCUGGCGUGCAAACGAAAACACUUCACUUGUACUUCUUCGCUCCUCUCUUGCAUAACAGUUCGGCUGAAAAGUUUAUAAGGUAACACAGUAAAACUAAAACUAACUGCCUUCGAGGGCGAUACAGCGAUUAUAGCGAUCUUGCAACUUUUCGAUACCAUUUUUAUAGUACUCUUUCGGUUUUUCCAAAAUAGGCCUCAGUUUCGGUAAUCACUUCAUCAUCGGUCUUAAAUUUCUUGCCAGCGAGCAUUUUCUUCAGGUCUGCAAACAGAAAAUAGUCGUUGGGGGCUAGAUCUGGAGAAAACGGUGGAUGCGGAAGCAAUUCGAAGCCUAAU